AUGGCUCAGAGUACUAAUGAUAGGGGUAAAAAGAAUAUAGUAAAACAAAUUGGCAAUAUAGUAAAACUAGUAUCAAGUAAAAUCAAGAAAUCUAAAGCUCACAAAGAUAGUGCUGAUGAUGAUCAUAAUGAUGAACAAAGUUUGGAUCCUUCAACUCACAAAGUUGUCUCAAAAAGUUUUGGAAAUGCUGAUAUUUAUUAUGAUGAACAAGAUUUGGAUGAUUAUCAUAGUAAUGAUGAACAAAGUUUUGGUAACUAUAAUUUUUUAUAA
Messenger RNA from Rhizophagus irregularis DAOM 181602=DAOM 197198, 270 nucleotides. RefSeq lists its product as uncharacterized. The record is from RefSeq and is a predicted model, not a curated record. Lineage: Eukaryota; Fungi; Glomeromycota; Glomeromycetes; Glomerales; Glomeraceae.